GGGCAGUUCGAGGAGCAACGCCGCCGCAGCGUGAACGAAGGGAGCUAAACGCUCUCUUUUGACUACCGUUACCUAGCGGCAGCUAAGCCAGUACUCAUCUAGGGGCACACAGGUACGUGAAAUCUGCGAGAAGAGCUUGGUGGAAGCAACAGGAAGAGAAAGUGUACGCAGAGGAAGCGUGCUGUCAGUGCGGGACGGUGUAGUUCCUAGCCCGUUGCUUAGCGUUCUCUCCCGAAGAGCUCCGCGCAACUAUGGAACCAAGCGAAAUAAAGUGAAGCUCUUUGCUUCCAGGAUCUGGACAUGUAGUGUGUCAGGACCAGGUGCAUGACGGAUGAGGGCUUCUGUCGUUAAGUAUAUUGACACGGCUUACUCCCGGCCCGCCAGACAUGGUGAUCAAAGGCUUCAUGGUCCACAGGAUAGCCCGAACUGCAGAUUCAGAAAAGGCAAAAGGUACAGGGAGUUCUCCACAAUCCUGACUAUGGUUUACAUAUCACCAGUGGCUGACCAUAAUCAAGCUCUUGAGAUACAGCAUGAUGCCAUUUCCAAACAAGAAACAGUUCAUUCUGAUCCAUUUCAAAUCAUAAUCAGGGAGAUCAACCAGGCUUAUUUGAAGAAAUCCCUGCCCAAUUAUCAUCAGCAAAUAACCUGUAACACCAAAGGUCCCAACACACUGGUCCACUGUUAAACUAAGAUAAGGAAUGCCUACCGUUCCAUGCCCAGACCGUUUUUGGUAAUUCUGAACACUUGGCUGUCCUGUUCCUGCCUGCAUACAGGCAGAGGCUCAAGAGCAAAGCUCCAGAGAUUAAGACAACAAGGGUGUAGUCACGGGAGCCAGAGAAACAGCUAUGGGAUUUCUUCGAGUUGGUGUACUUGGCCAUGUACAAGGACUCAUCUGUGGAUCUGAAUGAAUACAUCAUGGUUGUCACGGACUUUAUAUUGGAAAAAAGUGUGUCCCCACAAAAUCAUUCAGCGUCUUCGCCAGCAAGAAGCCCUGGGUGGACCAUGGGAUCUGCAAUCUGCUCAGGGCCCAAUUAGAGGCAUUCAAAUCUGGUAACCAAAAGAAUUUAAAGAUGUCCAGAUAUGCUUUCUGGAAAGCCAUCUCAUGAGAAAGUGGCAAUUCCAGACUAAACCUGAAUCAUGAAGGAUGCUUGACAGUUGUAGCAGGGCUUGAAUGUUAUCACCUCUUAAAAAGUGAAAUGAUGCAACAUAGGUGACAGCAGGGGUUCACUUCCAGAGGAGCUUAAUGCCUUCUGUGCUUGCUUUGACCAUCAAAACAUGGAGGAACCAUCAUGAACUCCCACAGCUCCUGAUGAUCCUGUGAUUUCAGUCUCUGAGGCUGAUGCAUGAACAGCCUACAGGAGGGUGAACCCACGAGAAGCAUCCAGCCCAGAUGAGGUAUCAAGCCAAGUACUAAAGACCUGUGCUGAUCAACUGGCUGGAGUGUUCAGUGUGACCUUUAAGCUCUUGCUUUUGCAGUCUGAGGUACCUACCUGCUUCACUUAUACCCGUGCCGAAGAAGAACAUGGUAAUCUGCCUCAAUGACGAUCGUCCAAUAGCAUUUACAUUCACAGUGAUGAAGUGUUUGAGAGGUUGGUAAUGAAACAUGUAAACACCUGCCUGAGAUGUGACUUGGAUCCGCUGCAAUUUGCCUACCAGCACAAGAAGUCAGUAACGGUUGCCAUUUCCUGGUUCAUCACUCAAACAUGGAUCAACUGAACAAAUUAGAUGCAGAUAUCAGAAUGCUCUUUAUCGACUACAGCUCAGUAUUCAAUACCAUCAUCCCCUCAAAACAAAUCAAUAAACCAAGUUCUCCGCUGAAGCACCUUCGAUAACUCCAAAAGACUGAGGUUUGGUAAAAAUACUGAAAGGCUUUUAUUCGCUGUACAAUACGACCUCCAUGGUGAGUGUCUGCCCCCAAACUGAGGGGGAGGGGCAAGACGAACACCUUUAUACAGGACUCUGUGGGAGGAGCCACAGGAGCAGUCAGCAGAGGGGUGUGUCCAGACAGUUAACCGUAUUACAACAUAUAUAUGGUUUACCACAUUCACCCCUCCUUUUUUAAAAGAGUCCCGCGGGGUGAAGUGACUGACAAUAUUUAAAACAAGCAUAUUUACAGGUCAAGUCUAUCAGACGGUCGAGUCCGUCGCUGUGAUCUACGUAGCACCGGUGGUGAUUGCAUCAGCGACGGCGGUUGUGCUGGCUCCAGCCUGACUUGAGGUCCCAGCACGUUAGGCGUCGGUAAUCCCUCGUGCGUGUGCGUCGCGCCCGGUAUGGGAGUGUCGUGUGGUGUCUGUGUAGGACUUGGAGUGCGCAGUGUCUCAUGGAUUAGAGUUGCUCUGUAGUGAAAACCUGAUCGGCUAAGUGGAAAGGAAACUGUGGACGAGCAAGUUCAACCUGCGAACUGAAUCAAAAUGCUGUGCGUAAAAUUCUGUGGUCUCAGGUGUUGUCAUCUCAGGUGCAAGCAAUCUAAAUGGAUAAUCACAGGAAUUGCCUCACUGGUGACAUUGUUCCUUCUUAUAGCCCAUGACAAAGAUUCUAUAAACCAAUUCGAAAGCUUGGAACUCUUUGAAGAGGACCCCAGAUAUUAUGUAAACUGUACAAGCAUUAUUAGUGGAAAUGAAGAGGCAAUACAAUUAGCUAAGCUUCAAACAAUAUCAAAGGAAUUUCAAAAUCGACAAGAGCUGGGUGAGAAAGAUUAUAUAAACUUGACCAAGCACUGUGAUAACUUCAUUAAAUUACAAAAAUAUAUCACAUUUCCACUUAGUAAAGAGGAAGAAGAAUUUCCAAUAGCAUAUUCAAUAGUAAUCCAUCAGAGAAUUGACAUGUUUGAAAGACUUUUACGGUCUAUAUAUACACCUCAGAAUUUUUACUGCAUUCAUGUGGACCAAAAAUCACCUGAGGUCUUCAAAGAUGCAGUAAAGGGCAUUGCUUCAUGCUUCGAUAAUGUAUUUAUUGCCAGCCAGAUUGAGGCUGUAGUCUAUGCAUCCUGGAGUAGGGUUCAGGCAGAUUUAAACUGUAUGAAGGAUCUCCUACAAAAGAAUUCAAGAUGGAAAUACUUAAUUAAUCUUUGUGGCAUGGAUUUCCCCAUAAAAACCAAUCUAGAAAUAGUGGAAAUACUCAAAGCCUUAAAAGGAGCAAAUAGCCUAGAAACAGAAAAGACCAUGCCCCAUAAAGAAGUCAGAUGGAAAAUGCAACAUAUUGUACAAAAUGGAGAGAUAAAAAAUACAAAUACUAAAAAGGAAGCUCCUCCAAUUGACUCACCAAUGUUUUCAGGAAGUGCCUAUUUUAUUGUUACAAGAGAUUUUGUGGAAUACUUAUGGAAAAGCUCUAAAAUACAGAAGUUUAUUGAAUGGGAAAAGGACACUUAUAGUCCGGAUGAACACAUGUGGGCAACACUGCAAAGAAUGCAUGAUGUCCCUGGGUCUGUCCCUGUCAAUGACAAAUUUCAUGUGUCUGACAUGAAUGCUAUAGCAAGACUGGUAAAAUGGAGCUACCUUGAAGGUGAUAUUUCCAAAGGGGCACCUUACCCACCCUGCACUGGUACACACAUCCGUGCAGUAUGUGUUUAUGGAGCAGGUGAUCUGAAGUGGAUGCUACAGCAGCAUCACCUGUUCGCCAAUAAAUUUGAUACAGCAGUUGAUAGUAUUGCAGUUCAAUGCUUAGAGGAGCAUCUAAGGCAUAAAGCUAUUUCCAAUCUGUUAACUUAUGCAUAAAUAUUAUCUCCCAAAACACUUAAGAAAAUGAGAGGAUACUCUUAUUUUUACGGAUUUAAUUUAGUGACGAUCAUCAAAGGGCCAUAUUAAUUUUGCAUCAAAGAACCUAUGAUUUGGUUCAGAAGAAUUGGGCAAGUUGUCAGGUUGCACAUUCUGAGGUGGAUCUUGAGCUUCCAUGCUUCCUGCUUAUGCUCACAGCCCUUUGACAGCCCAAACAACCAAAGAACUCAAAUAUUGCUCAAUAUUAAUGAUGAUUGGUGAUAUUUAAAAAUUGUUGAUAUUGAUACUUACUAAUAAUUCCUGAUGGUGAUGGUGUUAAAGAAGAAACUAAUGUUCACUCCCUAAUUCCUUCUCAAGGAGCUAAGUUGAUGGAUAGGCUUCGCUUCUUUUUGGUGACAGUACUGGCAAAUUGAAGUAAUCAAGCUAAUCAAGCGAGGGGUAAAGGGGAAGAUUUUUUUUUGUGAAAAACGGAAUGAGAAGUUCUCCUCUUGCUCCCCCUACCCGGAUGUAAUGCUAUAUGGGCUUCUAACUGUUCCUCUAAGUUAUCUACUGUACACUUUCUUUGAACUGCUAUAUUUCCUGAGGUCCAGGAAGAAGUUUUGUAUGGGUUAACCAUGCGAUAAGAUAAAGUGAAGAUACAAGCCUCAUACUUAAUCAAUCAAACAACACAGCUCCUGGGAUUAAGUAGUCAACUGUUCCACCACAAUUGAACCUGAAAGAGAGCAGAUUGAGUUAAACUUGAAGUUUAAAAAAAAUUAAUCACACUUAACUUCAGCUUACCUAUUUUGGAUUUUAAUGCUGUCAAUAUAGCGCCAAAAUACCCCUACCCCAAAGAAAUAGCAAAUGAAAGUUUUAUGGUCAUUUCUUGUACUUUCAGACAUACUGAACAACAGGGGUCCCCAACCUUUUUUGCACCGCGGACUGGUUUAAUAUUGACAAUAUUCUUGCGGACCGGCCAACGGGGUGGGGGGGGGGUGUUAAUCAUGACCAGAAUAUAGGUGAUAAGUCAACUAUAAGUCAUUUAUAAGUGGCUAAUACACUCAAUUUCAUUUCUAAAAGGGUUUAUCUAAUGAAUUUAAUAUUAAACACACAGCGCAUAUUUUCCUGGCAUGAAUAUAGUGAUAGGUCAAUAAUAAGUCACUUAUAAGUCAAUAGCAUCAUGACAUUUUAAGUAACGUUUGGACAUUAAGCACACAGCACAUAUUUUCGUCGUACAGUAUGAACGUAUAAAAUCAUUGCAACACACCAAUAUCGCUGAAUCAGUGGGAGCCCUGGGCUUGUUUCCCUGCAACAAGACGGUCCCAUCGAGGGUGCUAGGAGACAGCGAUACUCGAAGGGGGAUCCUUACAUCCCGUCUAUUCCGCAAUUUAGUUUUCAUUUCAUUCGUUGCAGAAAACCCAGCUUUGCAACGUUUUCAGUGCUUUCGUGGCUAUCUCAGGAUAUUUAGCCUUGUCUUUGAUCCAGAAUGCCGGCCCCCGUCGUCAUUUGCAAGCGCGAGGAGUUGAUCUUCUCGCGCUGACAUGGAUGACGCGUGGGUAAUGAUCUCGCGUGCGUUCAAGUUCAACAGUGAGCGUGACAGGGAAUGAGGAAAGGUGCAGAUGACUCAUAUUGUUUCAUAUUGCCAAAUCAUAUUGUUUCUUCACGGCCCGGUAGCACAUGCUUUGCGGCCCGGUGGUUGAGGACCACUGCUGAACAACAUAUCAAAAGUUGGACAGAAACGGAGCACGGGAAAGUAAAAAAAUCUGAUGUUAAAAAAAAGCUGCCAGUGAAAAGAAUCAGACCCAUACCUGUCUUAUUUUGCUAUAUUUCACUGUUUAUAACAAUGGUAGUGCCAUAAUUGUGGUAUAAAAUAUGAACUGCUUGGGAGCUUCCAUACCUUCAUGAAUUUGUUGGGUGCCAUCAGAACUUUGAUGGAUGGCAGGAGAUCCUGGAGAUGGUGUACGGUGAAAAUGCCGUUGUACACAUGAUGAGCGGAAAGGCGGUGCAACGAGCGUUUUGUGGGCACCUGCUGGUGGGUCAGUGUCUUACACGUCAGAUUAUUGCUAAAAGCAUGGAGAUGACCCUGGUUUUCAAGACCAAGUGGAGGAACUAGAGAGACUGUACACGCUGACGGAGACUGGCACAAGUGACUUAGACUCGUUGUUGAAAUCAGAUUGCAUUCGCAGGAUUGACAAAACUGUAACUCUCAAAAAGGAUGAACUGGUAGGGACCUGUAAAACAAGCACACUGUGGGUUAACUACCAGCACAUGGUAGGGAUUGCUAGGGCACUUGUUGUGGUCAAUUAAAUGGGGUCAUGGGAGAUGCAUCUCAGUGCCAUCUCAGCGCCAUCUCAGCUUGCUUGCCGAUAUUCACGGCUGCUGGCCAUCCGAAUUAUCUGAAGUCGGCUCAUCUCUAUCUCCAGAAGAUGCAUUCAUUGGAGGAUGACAACCCUGAGGUUCAUCAGAAGUUCCAGUCUGGGUUCCAUGUAAUCAGACGCAGCAGCCAAUACUGGGCUGGCCUUGGCUCUGAUCUCAUGAUAGAACAGAGACUAAUGCGCUCACUAAAAAGCCAAGGGGGCCUAACGCGAGGAACUGGGAUGUCAGAGCACCAGAGAGCAGUUUGGACUAUGUCUUUCACUGUGUCAUCCUCUUGCAACCUUGCCAUGCAAGAACUGACCGUGAAUAGUUACACAACAGCUGAACAACAUAAGGAGUUGUCCACCUCUGGAGUGAGUAGAGAUGAGGCUGACCUUGAAAAAGUCGCAGCAAAACUGGACUGUUUCACACCAUUUUUGGAUGAUAAAUCAUUGCACAACAUCAUCACAGGGGUUUAUGCAAAUGAGAAUGUACAUGACCUGGUCGCAAGAGGAAAUUACAUAGGAAGAUGGACAGACGCUCUGUUUUCUUGUAUUUGCACAAAAGGAGUUCAAAGGUCAAGACACUAGCAUCCAGCAGGGCAGUCAAAGUUGCUGAAGACCGUACCAUAGACCCAGCAUUGUUAUUCCAGAGGUUCCUAGUUGUGUCACAGACAGGUGAUCUCCAGCUAGACAAAGUGAUGAACUAUGAACUCUGUCCAUAUCCAAUGUCUUUGAAGCAAAGAACAUCUUGUGCCAGUCAGAUAUGCCACAACUGCCAGAAGCGAUAAAGAACUAUGUCACCUCCAAAUCUGACAAUGCUGUCACACAGCCGGUCCCAGUGACAGAUCACUAUGUUCUAGAUGGGGGGUCACUUCUGCACCGCUUAAAAUGGACGGAGGGGUGCACCUACAGUUCAACUGCAGAUGACUACGCCUCAUUCACUGUCAGACACUGCCAGAGCCACUGUAGUUAUGGGGUUGGGCCAAGCAUGAAGGACGGUACUCAUCAGCGUCAAAGUAGAAAUUUGAAUGUGAACAAGGUGAACAUUACAAGGGCCACAAAAUUUGUUGGAAAAAAGGAGGAUUUCUUUUUGAAUGAGGCAACAAGCAGGUAAUUAUCCAGCUCAUCAUGGAACAUUUGCGACAGAGAGGCUGCGAAGUGAUUCAAGCUGAAGGAGAUGCCGACAUUGAGAUCGCAAAAGCAGCGGUCACAAUGUCUGCUUUCAAAACUACCACCCUCAUUGGAGAAGACACAGAUCUCCUCAUAUUCUUGCUCUACCAUAUAGUGGUAACAAACUGCAGUGAACUCUAUUUCUGCUCAGACAAGGCGAAAUCAAAUGCUUAUAAUAUCAAGGUCCUUACGCAGAUGCUCGGAGAAGCAGCUUGGAAUGAUCUGUUGUUUCUCCAUGCCUUUACUGGAUACGACUCAACAUCCAGAGUAUUUGGGAUCAAAAAGAAGUGGGGGUUCCAGAGAAUCAUCAAGAAAGAAAAGGGAAUCAGGGAUUGUUUGAAAGCAUUCUGCUCACCAAAGCAAAGUCAGGAUGUUGUGGAAACCAGUGGCUGUAGGGCAAUGGUGGUGUUGUUCAAUGGAAAUCAGAACGACUCCCUGGCAUCUAUCAGAUACAAUACACUCUACAAGAAAUUUGCAACAGCUAAGACUUCUGUCGCACCUGAAAGACUGCCACCAACCACCUUGGCCUGUAAAUUUCACUCCCUGCUGACUUACUACCAGGUUAUGGAGUGGACGGGCUGUAGUAAUGAAAUGGAGCCGUCUGAGUGGGAAUGGAGGGUAGAAGGGGAAAAACUCGUUCCAGUGAUGACAGGCAAAAGGCCUGCUCCAGAGGUACUUAUUCGGAUGAUUCACUGCAACUGUUCGGGAGGGUGCAAUACGCUAAAGUGUACCUGCAGAAAGCAUGGGCUGGAAUGCACCAGUGCAUGUGGGCAUUGCCAAGAUGGCAACUGUGACAAUAUGACAAAUGAGCCAGUGAAAGAAGAGGAUGCUGAACAAGACUGCAUCUGAGAAGCCAUAAGGUAGCAUAUUAUGUGUCAUGACAUCAGUACUUAAUACCAGAGUUGUCCCUUGAUUACGUCAUUCAUGAUGUCAUGAUGUCAUGAUGUCAGUACAAAUGCAACUUUCAUUCCAGGAUCUACAGUUAUUUGAAAAACAUUGGUGAAAAGAGCACUUUUUAAAACAUCAGGUUUAAAAAAACUUGCAAUUUUGAUGGUUAUCAGUCAGAUUUUUGAUGUUUUUCUGCUGGUGGCCAUCUUGUUUUUGAUGUCCUUUUUGGAGACUUUCCCAUGUGUCAAAAUUGUCCAACUUUUGAUAUGUUGUUCUCCACAUCGAAUAGUACAAUAAACAAUCAUAAAACUUUUUUUGCAAUUUUUUGGGGUUAGGUGGUAUAUUGACUCAAUAAUUUGGAAUUAUUUCCAGGAUUCCCUAAAACUUAUUGGACCUAAACAUAAUCAUGAAAUAUAAGGAAGGAUUUUAAAAACAUCUCUCUCAUUCCCUUCUCAAAUUGACCUAAAGUGUUUUAGUUAAAGGAGAAAACAUCAGAUAGUAUUACUCGUUUAUUCAUUAAAACUAAACACAAAUUUUUGUUGCUUUUGAAAAUAACAUAUUUUUUGGUUACAAAGCAAGAGUUUAAUGUACUGUAAUUUUGCUUUCAGUAAAUCAGUUGACUUGGCCACACCGAUCUUUGCAACCUCACAUAUCCAGCUGAGUGCCACUUCUCACAGGCAAUGAAUAGUGCAAGGAAAUGUGAACUAUGGACCAAGCACUAGUAAAUGGGAUUCGUAUGGAUAGGAUUUGAUGGUUGCAAUAGACCCGGUGUAUUAAAGGGUCUGUGUUUUGCUGCAUGUCUUUAUGACUCAGGUCUCGGCCCUACCCAGAUUGCCUUGUGCUGCCAAAGGCCUUUUAACUCUGCUAAAGUUCAGAGACAUUUAAAAUAGAUAACUAUUAAUCUUUAUUUUAAAAAAGAAUUAAAGUUGAUAACCGAAAGUAAAUAAAAGAAUAAUGUUAGGUGAAUUAAAUAAUGUGAAGGAAACAGUUCAAACAAGAUUACAAAUGCUGUAGUCUGGAACAAAAAGAAUCUAAGUACAUGUUUGACCUGAACUGUCACCUCAUACCUUUUGCCUUCGCAGAUGCUGACUGACUUAUUGUUUUCUUUCAUGCCUAGAACAGUACAGCAAUUCAAACAUAUGGAAGCUAUGGCUGGCAGGAAUCUGAGCAGCCCGUGUAUAGAGCGCAUUAGUCCCCUCAGUUCAUUACGUCUGUGGUCCUCUCAGACUCAGUACCGAGUUCAACAUUAGAGCAGAAAGUCUGAUCCAUCAGCAUUGACCUCUAGCAUGCUGCUGACACUAAUAAAUAGAGACAAAUUAGGAAGGCACUAACCUGUAGAAGAGUUAUGACAUUGCUAAAAUAUGGCAAGUAUGUUUUUAGUCUAAUAAUAAUAAAGGUGAAUACACAUUUACCUUCCUAAUAUUUGCUGCACCUGCCUGCUGGAUACAAUGCAGUAUAUUAUGCAGUACUGAAGACCAUGUUGCACCAGAAUGUGGUCAUCUAACCAAGCAGAAGUACAGAACAAUUAAACUAGAUUAUACUUAAUUAAACUGUUAAUUAAACUAGUUAGUCAAACUAGAAGAACAGCACCUCAUAUUCUACCUAGAUAGUUGAUAUAAACAUUGAAUUUGCCAAUUUCUUGUGACCUGCUCUCUCCCUGUUUCUUUCUGUCCUGACCUACCCAACUUCUCCCGCAAGCCCCAUCUCCCAUUUACUUUGCUCAACCCCACCUACUCCAUCUGCCCAUCACUCACAUACUCAUUUCACUGAGUCCCUUCUAUCCAUUGUUCCCACUUGCCCACUAUAACUCAAUUAUUUGGAUCCUUGUCACCUUCCUUUCUUAUCAUAUUACAAAACCUACAAUCCUUUGCUGCCUUCAUCUAUCACCUCCAACCUCUAUGGCUUCCUUCAACUUACUCUCCUGCACUGACACCAUCUGCCAACCAACCCCUCCUCACUGGGAUCCGCCUACAGCAUCUCUUGCUAACACCUGAUCCACCUCACUGCCUCGCCUCUUUAUACUAGCAAUCUCCCCCUUACACUUUCAGUCCAAUGAGGGGUUUUGACCUGAAAUAUCAAACAUUCAUUUUCUCCCAUAGAUGCUGCCUUGUUCAUUAAAUUCUGCCAGUUAUUUAUGUUUCUCUC
This is a messenger RNA of Mobula hypostoma (lesser devil ray), 10252 nucleotides long. It is a transcript of the gene gcnt3, whose product is annotated as glucosaminyl (N-acetyl) transferase 3, mucin type. NCBI's taxonomy places the organism in Eukaryota, Metazoa, Chordata, Chondrichthyes, Myliobatiformes, Myliobatidae. Bases 2412 to 3713 code for a protein of 433 amino acids. The transcript is spliced from 5 exons. The record is from RefSeq and is a predicted model, not a curated record. Gene Ontology annotation, cellular component: membrane. Gene Ontology annotation, molecular function: beta-1,3-galactosyl-O-glycosyl-glycoprotein beta-1,6-N-acetylglucosaminyltransferase activity.